Penicillium cinerascens is the source of this 1248-nucleotide messenger RNA. RefSeq names its product TDT family transporter. NCBI's taxonomy places the organism in Eukaryota, Fungi, Ascomycota, Eurotiomycetes, Eurotiales, Aspergillaceae. The record is from RefSeq and is a predicted model, not a curated record. The coding region runs from base 1 to 1248 and encodes 415 amino acids. The transcript is spliced from 5 exons. Gene Ontology annotation, biological process: transmembrane transport; sulfite transmembrane transport. Gene Ontology annotation, cellular component: plasma membrane. Gene Ontology annotation, molecular function: sulfite transmembrane transporter activity.
AUGGCAACAAACAGUGCGCGCCAGCCCGACGCAUCAAAUCCAGCACAACCACCAUCCGAAGCUCAGACCCUAAAUGGACAGACUAAUACCCAAACACCCUCGAAACACGACCGAGGCUGGAGAAGAGUAGUGCGCAACUUCACCCCAUCAUGGUUCUCCGUGACGAUGGGCACGGGCAUCGUCUCAAUCCUACUCCACAACCUCCCAUACAACGGGAUCUGGCUGUACUGGCUCUCAGUCAUAGUCUUCGCACUCAAUGUUGUCCUCUUCAGCCUGGGCUGCAUAAUCAGCAUCCUGCGGUACACGCUGUACCCCGAGAUCUUCACGGUGAUGAUCAAGCACUCGGUGCAGUCCAUGUUCAUCGGCACGUUUCCCAUGGGCUUGGCCACUAUCAUUAACAUGACCUGCCUGGUGUGUGUACCGGUGUGGGGCGAAUGGACGAGGUAUUUUGCUUGGGGACUGUGGAUUUUCGAUGCUGUUGUUUCGGUUAUGACUGCGCUGUCUUUGCCGUUUUUAUUGAUGGCUCACGGGGGUGAGAGACCGCUAUCCUCGAUGACGGCGGUCUGGCUUCUUCCUAUCGUUAGCUGCAUCGUGGCCGCCUCGACGGGCGCUAUAGUUGCCGGGGUGCUUCCCAACGAGCAAUAUGCAUUGUGGACCGUCAUUACUAGUUAUGUGCUUUGGGGUAUCGGAUUGCCUCUGGCUAUGAUGGUCAUGGUGAUUUAUCUCCUGCGCCUGACGCUUCACAAGUUACCCCCAAAGGCCGUGAUAGUCAGUGUGUUUCUGCCACUGGGUCCUUUAGGACAGGGCGGAUUCGGGGCCAUGAAGCUGGGCCAAUGCGCCCGGGAUAUCUUCCCAAAAACCCACACCCUGGUGCAGUCCUCUGGCGAAACAUUCUAUACAGUGGGCUUUCUGGUCGCGCUCAUCCUGUGGGCAUUUGGGCUGGUCUGGCUAUUCUUUGCAUCGGCCUCGAUUGUUUACAGCAAGACCUUUCCGUUCAAUAUUGGUUGGUGGGGAUUUACUUUUCCACUAGGAGUGUUCGCGGCGAGUACCGUUCAGAUGGGAGCGGAGCUGCCUUCGGGUUUUUUCAAUGUUCUUGGAACAAUACUCUCUGUAUUCGUGGUUGUGCUUUGGAUGAUUGUCAUCGUUGGCACUUUGAAAGGAGCGGUGUCGGGCAAGCUGUUCCAUGCGCCCUGUUUAGGGGAUCUUCCUGUGCCAGAAUAUGACAAGGACGUUGGCAAGACAGCUUGA